Messenger RNA from Sander lucioperca (pikeperch), 1291 nucleotides. Its product is annotated as forkhead box protein B1-like. Gene Ontology annotation, molecular function: DNA-binding transcription factor activity, RNA polymerase II-specific; RNA polymerase II cis-regulatory region sequence-specific DNA binding. Gene Ontology annotation, biological process: regulation of transcription by RNA polymerase II; cell differentiation; anatomical structure morphogenesis. The transcript has a single exon. The coding region runs from base 293 to 1252 and encodes 319 amino acids. NCBI's taxonomy places the organism in Eukaryota, Metazoa, Chordata, Actinopteri, Perciformes, Percidae. The record is from RefSeq and is a predicted model, not a curated record.
CGUUUUUAAACACUUUAUGUCGAAAAAACUUAAAAGAAAUUCUUGCACAAGUUUUGCCUCUCAUUAGUCAAUCCUUUUGGUGUCUAAAGUUAACUGUGGUCGAUGCAUGACAGUCACUUGGUGUCGGGGAAACUUACCUGCAACAGCAGCUGGAAACACCGUCCCCUCACGUUCCUCUGUAGCCUACCCGGAACCGUAGCCACUUUUCUCGGCCACAUUUAACUUCACAGACCGCUAAACUUGAGCGGAGGGGGUGUAAGAGUUUCUGCACACACCUGUUCAGCAGAAUAAAAUGCCUCGGCCGGGGAGGAACACGUACAGCGACCAGAAGCCUCCCUACUCCUACAUCUCCCUCACGGCCAUGGCCAUCCAGAGCUGCCCGGAGAAGAUGCUCCCCCUCAGCGACAUCUACAAGUUCAUCAUGGACCGGUUCCCGUACUACCGGGAGAACACGCAGCGCUGGCAGAACUCCCUGCGGCACAACCUCUCCUUCAACGACUGCUUCAUAAAGAUCCCGCGCAGACCGGACCAGCCCGGGAAGGGCAGCUUCUGGGCUCUGCACCCGAGCUGCGGAGACAUGUUUGAGAACGGGAGUUUCCUGCGACGCCGGAAGCGAUUUAAAGUAGGUGGCAUGCAGGUGACAGACCCGCUGGCUGCCACAAAGACGCAGGACGCGGCUCUCUUCCUGCAGCAACAGCAACAGCAGCAGCAGCAGCAGGCCAAGCUGCGGCUCAGCGCGCUGCAUGCCGCGGCCUCCGCCGGACACCUGCCGCUUCCGCACAUGCCGGGCGGAUACAGCUCCGUGUCGCAGCCGUCUGGCUUCAAACACCCUUUCGCCAUAGAGAACAUCAUCGCCAGAGAGUACAAGAUGCCGGGCGGCUUGGCGGCCUUUUCCUCCGCGGGAUACCCGCCGCUGCACAGCCAGCUGCCCCCGGCCUGGCCGCAUAUGUACGGCUCCGGGAUGAUGGACAGCGCGGCGGAGUACUCCGCGUACAUGCCGCUCAAGUCGCUGUGUCACGGUGGGCAGACACUUCCCGCCAUCCCCGUGCCAAUUAAAGCCACCCCCGCCUCAAUGCCGGGGCUUCCGCCGGGGCUGCACACACACAUCCCGGCCUUCCUGGCGAACUCUCCCCAGUCUCUGAGCCCCACAUCCCCGCAGACAGCCACCGGACAGAGCAGCCCCGCUGCGCCCGGAGAGGCGCUCUCUGCCUCGGCCUCCGCGGCGCUGCAGUCCGCGGUGCCGGUGCACUGACGAGAAGCUGACUUUCUUGGUUUUUAAAAAAAAAAUAUA